UCUCAUCGCGCGCACCGGUCAUCACGAGACACCCAACCGUAGCCUCUACGUAGGCUCAUCUACGAAGUUCUUCUUCAGUACCUUAUUAGAAUCCAUUAAAUCCUGUGUACGGCAAAAUUCAAAGGUGCACACGCUCGGUCCUGUUUCUAAUUAUCCCGAUCGAUGGAUCGCAGGCACCCAAAUAAUUGCCGUGAAAAAACCGUAAGCAGGACGGGCACCCCUUCAAUUAGAGCCACCAGCUGUCGGACACGCGCCGCGCAUUAAUUUGCACUUGCGGUAAUUUGGUACGCAAAAACCUCCAAAAUAAACAGGUAUCGAUGCACCUGCGGCGAUCUCGCGUAGCGCGGUAACUGACCGCGCACAGGACGAGCUUAGGUUCGGUGCUUUCGCUAUGAUCAUGCUAUUCAAAGGCAACAGCAGCAGACUGGAACAUCUGAUAGAGAAGAUUCAAGCGAAUAAGGAAAACCACGACGUAACGACAGAAGAGAUAAAACAAGCGCUGGGCAGCGUGGGCAGCGUGGGCAGCGCGGGCAGCACGGGCGGCAGCUCGUGGCCGUCGUCCACGCCGGAGCCGUCGCCGUCGCCGUCGUCCACGCCCACGUCGCGCGACGCCGCGGACGCCGACGCGGAUCCCGACGUCGAGCCGCCCUUCACGCUGGGAGCCACCGAACACACACCAUACAAGUGUAAAUUUUGCGACAAGGCCUUUCCUAGGCUCUCCUACCUCAAGAAACAUGAACAGACCCAUUCAGAUCAGAUGCCGUUCCGCUGCGAGUUUUGCUCGCACCUGUUCAAGCACAAGCGGUCCCGCGACAGGCACGUCAAGCUGCACACCGGCGACCGAAAGUACCGCUGCGCGCAUUGCGAAUCUGCUUUCUCCAGAAGUGACCAUCUGAAGAUUCACAUGAAAACACACGACAACCAAAAGCCGUUUCAGUGCACGGUGUGCAACCGCGGCUACAGCACGGCCGCCGCGCUCACGUCGCACAUGCAGGGCCACAAGCGUGAACGCGAGGGCCGUGAAACUAGCCGGAAGCGUGCCUUGCACUGCUUGCGUUGCGGCGAUGCGUUCCGGCGACCCGAUCUCUUACAAGCUCAUAUGGCGAGUGUUCAUGGCGUCGACGAAACUUCGAUGACGCCUCCUCGUCGAGUUGCGUCUCAGCCACCACCACUGCUUGCUUGCAUAUAUUGCACUCGAGAUACUUUUACCAGCAUGGAGCAGUUACAAUUACAUGUACGCGCAGCUCAUUCAGCACUGUUGAACGGAGAGAGUUCUGCACAGUACACAGUUGACCAGCCGAUGCCGACAGACCUGAGUAGACGAAGUCCUGAAACGUCAACGCCUGCUAAACGUACUAAGUUGAACUCCGGCUGUGCAACACCAAAAAGUGCUCUUUCCCCGAGCACACUCUUGUGCAAUCAGUGCGACGCAGCGCUACCAGACUUUGAAGCGUUUCGAGCUCAUUUGAAAGGUCAUCUUGAAGAAGGUGGGGAGUUAGGGAGGAUGAGUCCCGCACCUUGCCUCCACUGUGGUGCAACGUUUGCUGAUGCAGCGGCCUCCGAGCGCCAUCUAGCCGCUCAUUAUCUCGCUGUGUCUUGUGAAUAUUCUUGCCCCAGUUGUGUACGCAGUUUCCCUACACCGGAAGAUUUGCAAAAACACCUGUUCGAUAUGCACGCUCAUCAUAUGUACCAGUGCAAUCUUUGCAAGGAAAUAUUUGAUUCUAAAGUUGCGAUUCAGGCUCAUUUCGCAAUGUCACAUAGUGCUGAGAACAAAGUGUGGGUGUGUCGCUCGUGUGGCUCGGCUGGGGGCGCGCUGCGCACGGAGGCGGAGGGCGCGGCGCACGUGCGCGCGCGGCACGCGGCCUCGCGCUGCGCGUGCGGCGCCGUGCUCGCGGGCGCACGUGCGCUGCGGGCACACGCAGCCGCACAUCACACCUACCGGUGCCCUGUUCCUACUUGCACCGAAUCUUUCGCCGUGCAGUAUCUACUCGAGCGUCACAUGCAAACUCAUCAUGCUGUUACGCACCAAGGUCUCAACGGCGAUAUAAUCAGAGGCAAACGAACAGAAAACAACAAUGCUGUUGAAGGUGAUGGUGCGAGUUCUCCUUGCAUCAGUGGUGAUGGCCACGUGCCCAUCGUGCCCAGCGGAGAGGAACGUAGGAGAAAGAAUGGAGCCGUGGCAUUGCAGUGCGCGUAUUGUGGCGAGCGCACGCGAAGCAGGGCGGAGCUGGAGGCGCACACUCGUGCGCACUCCGGGGCCGGCGCGGCGCGACAUAAAUGUCUCAUUUGUGAUGAGGUCCUGCCGUCAGCUGGCGUCCUAGCCGAGCAUAAACUUACACAUUGCAAGGUAGUUGCUGGUGAUACUUGUGCUCGAUGUCGUUCAAGACUACCAUCAGAAGAGGCUUUCUUGAGUCACAUGGCACGUCACCACCCUGCGUUACCAGCCCCUUGCGUCAUUUGCCGUCAAACUUUAGCUUCCGAGGCUGAAGCGCGGUUGCACGCCCGUUUUCACUUACGACCGAACGAAGACGAACAAAGAUGUGCAAUAUGUCUAACAGCGUUGUCUGAAAGUGAGGCUGGGGAGGGAGCCAGGGCAUGCAGCGCUUGCUACGCUCGCCAUGCUGCUCCUAGAGCUCCACCGCCCUCGGACCAUGACUGCCGUCUGUGCCGUCGGACCCUCGGCUCUCCGACCCGUUUACAAGCUCAUCUUAUCGAACACACGUUCGCCGGUAUAGGAGCGUUUACGUGCUACCUUUGCUCUGCAAUGUUUACAAGUGCAGCUGGAUUGCAAAGGCAUUUGCCGGAACAUGCUACAGCACCUAGACCUUAUGACUGUGGCCGAUGCGGGUUGAAGUUUUUCUUCCGCGCGGAACUCGAUAACCACGCAUUCGUUCAUCUCGAAGAAGCAGAGAUCGCUCAGAGGGCGUUUUAUGAAGCGUAUGCCCGUGGGGCGGCAUCGGCAUGGGCUGCUUUGCAACCGACGGACUUAGCGCCGCAACCUACUGUAUCCACUCCAGCAUCGGUGGAUAACGAAGUGACAGUCAAGCAGGAACCAGAGGUGAAAGAAGAACGCAACGAUGAAUACAUCGAAGUAUCGUCGCCCCCUCCUCAGCCCCCGCAGCCCGAGCCGGCAUCUACGUCACCUCCGGUAGUGAAACAAGAGAAGCCCGACGAAGACUGAAUGGAAAGCUAAGUUGAACGUUAUCGUCCGGUGUGGGAUACAUUCCUACUGCAAUACUAGAUUACGUCCUUGCAAGUUAUGCAUAGUUAAGUUAAAUUUUGUUAUAGUUGUGUCUGUUGAGCGUUUAGAACGCAAAUAAAGUAAAAUAAAAUUAGAUAGACCCGUCGUCUUUUAUGUUGGUUAGGGAACGUACUAUGUUUUAUAAUAUUUACACACGUAUUUGUAUAAACUUGUUAACUUAAUAAAUUAUUAUUAUUAUGCUUCACUUGA
Maniola jurtina (meadow brown) is the source of this 3451-nucleotide messenger RNA. It is a transcript of the gene L, whose product is annotated as zinc finger protein 423 homolog. Gene Ontology annotation, cellular component: nucleus. Gene Ontology annotation, biological process: regulation of transcription by RNA polymerase II. Bases 392 to 3181 code for a protein of 929 amino acids. Gene Ontology annotation, molecular function: DNA-binding transcription factor activity, RNA polymerase II-specific; RNA polymerase II transcription regulatory region sequence-specific DNA binding. NCBI's taxonomy places the organism in Eukaryota, Metazoa, Arthropoda, Insecta, Lepidoptera, Nymphalidae. The record is from RefSeq and is a predicted model, not a curated record. The transcript is spliced from 8 exons.